AUGUUAAUGACAAUUGCUCAUCAGUGCAUGGAGGUUCAAAUACUUAACGAGAUCAAAUGCCACCAUAAUACGAAUUACAUUGAAGACUUUAACAUAUCGUGCGUUGAGAACCGCAUUUCCUGUGAGAUGCAAACGAAAGAGAAGAUCCCAGCUGGUGUAAAGUUUCACAUAGAUCUUGAAAGGGGUCUGAGCAGCAGUGGAGCUUUCAAUACGUUCUUUAAGUACGACAUCGACUUCUGCAGGGUUAUAGGUUCCAAUCGAAACAACCUGUUUAAGCGAUGGAUUCUUAGUCUGGAUAAGUAUGGACAGAUGCCGAGUCGCUGUCCAUGGCCGGUUGGUCGGUACUAUCUCAAGGAUUGGCAGUUGAAUGGUGACCUGAUACCGCCGUUCGUUGUCCCUGGUUAUUACAAAAGCAAAGUUAUGAGUUACCUAGGGAGCAUUGGUACCAAAUCGUUUGACUUGCUGCUCGAUUGUGAGGUUAUUUCGAAACUGAUUUGA
Molecule: messenger RNA, 498 nt
Organism: Drosophila takahashii
Lineage: Eukaryota; Metazoa; Arthropoda; Insecta; Diptera; Drosophilidae
Source: RefSeq, a predicted model, not a curated record